CCCACUGAGAUCAUGCCCCCCCCCCCCCCCCGAGCUUCUCCUGCCUUUGCUUGGAACGUUCGACCAGGCUCCUCCGGUUUCCGCUUCCGGGCUUGUAAGGGACAUUUCCGUUUCCGCUUUCUUCACUCUUCGGGCUUCUGUUACCCUUAAAGGCAGGAGACUAGAGGUCUCCUAACUCAACAGUUUCUUGUACUCUGAUUAGUACUGACACCAGAUCGGGAUGAUUGAAGUGGUUUGCAAUGAUCGUCUGGGCAAGAAAGUGAGAGUCAAGUGCAACUCUGAUGACACCAUUCGGGACCUGAAAAAGCUCAUAGCUGCCCAGACUGGAACUCGGUGGGACAAGAUUGUGCUAAAGAAAUGGUACACAAUUUUCAAGGACCAUGUGUCACUGGCAGACUAUGAAAUCCAUGAUGGCAUGAACCUAGAACUAUACUAUCAGUAAUUUGUGGCAGAUUUCAUGUCUGCCAUGGUCUCUUUUCUUUUUUCUUCAUUUCUAAUUUCAUUGAAACUAUCAAUGGCUUGUUUAGUGGCAUGAAUUGUGGAUAGUAAUAUUUUUAUCCCUUAUGGCAAUAAACUAGAAGACAUGUAUUCAGACUGUGUGUUUUUUAAAAAUAUAAAUGUUUAUAAUAAAUGUGAUAUAACGA
Anolis carolinensis (green anole) is the source of this 644-nucleotide messenger RNA. RefSeq names its product ubiquitin like 5 (gene ubl5). The record is from RefSeq and is a predicted model, not a curated record. Gene Ontology annotation, biological process: mRNA splicing, via spliceosome; protein modification process. Gene Ontology annotation, cellular component: cytoplasm; nucleus. The transcript has 5 exons. Gene Ontology annotation, molecular function: protein binding; protein tag activity. NCBI's taxonomy places the organism in Eukaryota, Metazoa, Chordata, Lepidosauria, Squamata, Anolidae. Bases 221 to 442 code for a protein of 73 amino acids.